Molecule: messenger RNA, 2171 nt
Organism: Helianthus annuus (common sunflower)
Lineage: Eukaryota; Viridiplantae; Streptophyta; Magnoliopsida; Asterales; Asteraceae
Product: glucose-6-phosphate isomerase 1, chloroplastic
Exons: 13
Coding region: 147-1982 (611 amino acids)
Biological process (GO): gluconeogenesis; glycolytic process; glucose 6-phosphate metabolic process
Cellular component (GO): cytosol
Molecular function (GO): monosaccharide binding; glucose-6-phosphate isomerase activity; carbohydrate derivative binding
Source: RefSeq, a predicted model, not a curated record
CAAAAGCAUAGCAUUGUUCAUGUGUGUCAGUGUGUGAGAGAGAGAAAGAGUUAAAACCUAAAAGGCUCCAAAAGGUUCCUCUCCUCAAACAACCAAGCUCAUUUCCAUGGUCUCUCUCUAAAAUCAAACCUCCAUUGUUUUCAUCGAUGGCCUCCUCAAUAUCUGGACUAUGCUCCUCAUCAUCGUCCACUUUGAUCCGAAAGCCACACUUAGCACCACCACUACCACCACCGAAAUCACACCUCGCUGAGACCUUGAAACCUUCAUUUUCAGGUAAAAGCAGACACAUUUUGACGCAUGCGGUGGCGCGUGAUGCUCCAGUGGAGAAGAAAGGAGGGCUAGAAAGAGACCCGAAAGCUCUGUGGGAGAGGUACACCGAGUGGCUGUACCAGCAUAAGGAGUUAGGGUUGUAUUUGGAUGUCAGUCGGAUGGGCUUCACUGAUGAAUUCGUGAAGGAGAUGGAGCCUAGGUUUAUCAAGGCCUUCAAGGCCAUGGAGGACCUGGAAAAGGGGGCCAUUUCGAAUCCGGAUGAAGGGAGAAUGGUGGGCCAUUAUUGGCUUAGAAACCCCAAGUUGUCGCCUAAUUCCUUUCUGAGGUUGCAGAUUGAGAAUACACUUGAAGCUAUUUGUGCCUUUUCUCAAGACAUCAUAGCUGCUAAGAUAAAACCACCUUCUUCUCCGGAUGGGCGUUUCACACAAAUACUCUCAGUUGGAAUUGGAGGUUCGGCUCUUGGACCACAGUUUGUUGCAGAGGCUUUAGCCCCUGAUAAUCCUCCUCUUAAGAUAAGGUUCAUCGACAAUACAGAUCCAGCAGGAAUUGAUCAUCAAAUUGCUCAACUUGGCCCGGAGUUAGCAUCCACACUUGUAAUAGUGAUUUCAAAGAGUGGAGGCACUCCAGAAACGAGGAACGGUUUGUUGGAAGUACAAAAGGCAUUUCGUGAAGCUGGGCUCAAUUUUGCAAAACAGGGUGUUGCGAUUACACAAGAAAAUUCAUUAUUAGACAACACUGCAAGGAUCGAGGGGUGGUUAGCUAGAUUUCCCAUGUUCGAUUGGGUUGGUGGAAGAACAUCCGAAAUGUCUGCUGUUGGUCUACUGGCUGCAGCACUUCAGGGAAUUGACAUCAAAGAAAUGCUUGCUGGUGCGUCACUCAUGGACGAGGCAACCAGGACUCCAGUGGUGAAAAACAACCCUGCAGCAUUGCUGGCAUUGUGCUGGUACUGGGCUUCUGGUGGUGUAGGAUCCAAGGAUAUGGUGGUACUUCCGUACAAGGACAGCCUUUUGUUAUUUAGCAGAUAUCUGCAGCAGUUGGUCAUGGAGUCCCUUGGCAAGGAAUUUGACCUUGACGGUAACAGGGUAAAUCAAGGGCUUACUGUCUAUGGAAAUAAAGGGAGCACGGAUCAGCAUGCGUACAUUCAGCAACUGAGAGAGGGUGUGCACAAUUUCUUUGCGACAUUCAUAGAAGUACUACGGGAUAGACCCCCUGGUCACGAUUGGGAGCUGGAACCAGGUGUCACUUGCGGUGACUACCUGUUUGGAAUGUUACAGGGAACGCGGUCUGCACUGUAUGCAAAUGGGAGGGAGUCUGUUACAGUCACAGUGCAAGAAGUCAAUCCUCGAUCCGUUGGGGCUCUAAUUGCUCUUUAUGAACGUGCUGUUGGUAUUUAUGCAUCACUUGUCAAUGUCAAUGCUUACCAUCAGCCUGGAGUUGAAGCCGGGAAGAAAGCAGCUGGAGAAGUCUUAGCUCUACAGAAGCGGGUUCUUGCUGUUCUCAAUGAAGCCAGUUGUAAGGACCCUGUAGAACCAUUAUCAAUCGAAGAAGUAGCUGACCGCUGCCAUGCUCCUGAAGAUAUUGAAAUGAUCUACAAGAUAAUUGCACACAUGGCUGCCAACGAUCGAGCUAUCAUUGCUGAAGGGGACUGUGGUUCACCUAGAAGUGUCAAAGUUUUUCUUGGCGAGUGUAAUGUUGAUGCGCUGUACGCGUAAGGGUGCUCUUGGGAGGUGUGUUGGGACGAUACUUUUAGUUAUAUUUGAGGAUAAAUUGUGAUCUCAAAUAAAAUAAGAAUGUUCAUUCAAAUUUGAGGAAUAACACAUAUUUUGACAAUACUAAUGACUAUGGUUUUGUUUGUUUGCUGCCUCUUGACAAAUCAUAGAAUGAUGUAGUCACUUUGGACA